AUGAACCUUCAACCAGGACAGAAAGGAGAAACAAGAAUUAAAAAAAAACAACAACAAGGACAGUAUAAGUAGACUCUGGGACAUUUCCAAACAUGCCAACAUCUGAAUCACAGGGAUGUCAGAAGAGGAAGAGCAAGAAAUUGAAAACUGAGCUGCAGUCUGUUUGGAAAUACAGAGUGAGGCAUUUCUGGAAGCUACAUGGGGACUAACAAUGGACACCCAGAAGGAUGUCCAACCUCCAAAGCAGCAGCCAAUGAUAUGUAUCUGUGGAGACUGUCACACAGAAAAUGAAACAAAAUCCAGGGAUCCAAUCAGAUGUAGAGAAUGUGAAUACAGACUAAUGUACAAGAAAAGGACCAAGAGAUUGGUGGUUUUUUAUGCUCGAUGAAACAGGGAAUUCAGAGAAAUAUCUUUGUUUGCAUUUGGAUUUGUUAAUGUACAGGUUUUGAGUAGUAUACUUAUCUUUACUAUACUAUACUAUACUAUACCUAUCUAUACUGUAAGUAUACUUAUCCAGUAGUAUACUGGACUCAUGUACAACUAUAUACAUGUGAUUUCAUUUUAAAGCCCAUAUUGUGUUUAGGUAUCUGUUAAUAGUUUAUGUAAGGAAAUUAUUUUUAUAUAAAGAAAUUAUUUUUUGUUCCAUUGUUUUGUAACUUAAUUUUAUUGUUUAUGUCAUCUGAUACGAUGAAAGGUAAAAGCACUCCCCCAAACUUUGCAUCAAACCUUGGAAUCACUGAGGCCCUUGUUAAAAAUAAAGUUUUAUACUAUCAAAAAGAAAAGGAAAUUGAAAACUUAUUUGAAAAAAUAAUGGAAGAAUACUUCCCUCAUUUGGUGAAGGAAAUAGACAUACAAGUCCAGGAAGCACAGAGAGUCCCAAAAAAGCUGGAACCAAAGAGGACCGCACCACCACACGCCAUAAUUAAAACACCAAAGGUUAAGGAUAAAGAGAGAAUAUUAAAAGCAGAACAAGAAAAUCAGAGAGUUACCUGCAGAGGAGUUCCCAUAAGACUAUCAGCUGAUUUCUCAAAAGAAAACUUGCAGCAAGAAGGGACUGGCAAGAUAUAUAUGUAAAGUGAUGAAAAGCA
Molecule: messenger RNA, 1088 nt
Organism: Phyllostomus hastatus (greater spear-nosed bat)
Lineage: Eukaryota; Metazoa; Chordata; Mammalia; Chiroptera; Phyllostomidae
Product: DNA-directed RNA polymerases I, II, and III subunit RPABC4-like
Exons: 1
Coding region: 212-388 (58 amino acids)
Biological process (GO): DNA-templated transcription
Cellular component (GO): RNA polymerase III complex; RNA polymerase II, core complex; RNA polymerase I complex
Molecular function (GO): DNA-directed RNA polymerase activity; DNA binding; zinc ion binding
Source: RefSeq, a predicted model, not a curated record